AUGUCAGGUAUGGGUGGGGGAAACAGCACAGGGAUGACUGAAAGCAGAUUUUUCAAGGGUUUGAUUGUGUUGGACAUAUACCCUGAUGACAUUACUGUAGUGGGCACCAAUAUUUAUGGGGAUUACUCUGAGAAAAUGGCCCAGAUGGACCAGGAGGAUGGUUUCAUGAGUUGGGGUAGAAGAGGGAGCCUUGAUGGUCCCAAUUCAUUGUUUGACAUUGUUUACCAUGUGAUAUACCAUAAAGCCAAGAAGUCACUAUCUGUGUGUGUUUUGCAAGUUCCAGAGUUCCCAGAGUCUAAGUGCAUAUAUUGA
This is a messenger RNA of Pisolithus orientalis, 312 nucleotides long. RefSeq lists its product as uncharacterized. NCBI's taxonomy places the organism in Eukaryota, Fungi, Basidiomycota, Agaricomycetes, Boletales, Pisolithaceae. The coding region runs from base 1 to 312 and encodes 103 amino acids. The transcript is spliced from 4 exons. The record is from RefSeq and is a predicted model, not a curated record.